This is a messenger RNA of Penicillium brevicompactum, 1575 nucleotides long. RefSeq names its product FAD-binding oxidoreductase. The transcript has a single exon. Gene Ontology annotation, biological process: steroid metabolic process. Gene Ontology annotation, cellular component: membrane; cytoplasm. Lineage: Eukaryota; Fungi; Ascomycota; Eurotiomycetes; Eurotiales; Aspergillaceae. The coding region runs from base 1 to 1575 and encodes 524 amino acids. The record is from RefSeq and is a predicted model, not a curated record. Gene Ontology annotation, molecular function: Delta24(24-1) sterol reductase activity; FAD binding.
AUGGAUCAUUCCACUGCUGUAAAAGAGAUCUCGGCGCGGGCGGCCGAAUUCUACCAUCGCCAACAACCGUUCCGCAUUUACCAUGGCUCAACCAACAGUACACGUCCUUCCAACCACUCUGCAUCGACCACCAUCAGCACUGCCGACCUCACCCAUGUCCUCGAGAUCGACCCCGACCGGUACACAGCGCUUGUUGAGCCCAAUGUCCCCAUGGACGCGCUGGUGGCUGCCACCAGCGCCCAUGGCUUAGUACCUUUGGUGGUCCCGGAGUUCCCGGGAAUCACCACGGGUGGUGCUUUCUCGGGGACGUCCGGUGAGAGCUCUUCGUUUCGAGAGGGGUUUUUCGAUCACACCAUCAAUUGGGUUGAGAUGGUGUUGGCCAAUGGAGAAGUCGUGAAGGCAUACAAUGAUCGCGUCGGGAACGUGGGGUCAGACAACGCGGACUUGUUUUGGGGCGCGGCGUCCUCUUUCGGCACUCUCGGCGUGGUCACCCUGUUGGAAGUUCGCCUGAAGAAGGCAGAACCUCUCGUCGAAUUAAAAUAUUAUGCUAGCUCCAACAUGAAAGAUGCGGUGCGAAUCUUCCAAGAGGUUGGCGCGGAUCCCCAGACCGAAUUCUUGGACGGCAUCGUCUACUCUCGGAACGAAAUCGUCAUUUGCGCGGGACGACAGGUCGAACAUACCCCUGUACAACUCCAGCGCUUCACACGCCGUCAAGACGAUUGGUUUUACUUGCAUGUUCAACGUGUCACGUCCGGGGCCUUCGGCCGAGUCGAUUCUCACAUGCCACAUGCAGUGGAUUAUAUCCCUUUGACAGAUUACCUUUUCCGCUACGAUCGGGGUGGGUUUUGGGUUGCGCGCUAUGCCUUCCACUACUUCUGUGUCCCAUUCACCUUUGUGACGCGUUGGCUCCUCAAUCGUUUCAUGUACACCAGGGUGAUGUAUCACGCUCUACAUGUCAGUGGACUGGGCCGGCGGUAUGUCAUCCAGGAUGUUGGAGUGCCCAUCUCUACUGCCGCUGAGUUCCUGGACUGGUUGGAUCGCCCUGAAAACUUUGGACAAUAUCCACUCUGGCUCUGUCCCUUACCCCCAGGAAGUGCCGGGGGUUUGGAAGGACAACCCAUUGACAGUGAAAAAGAUGAAACGGACGCGCAAAAGAAGACGCUCCUGAAUUUUGGAAUCUGGGGCCCCGGGGUAACUACCGAACAGGCCAGGUUUGUGGCACAAAAUCGGCAACUUGAACACAAGGUCCAGAGCCUGGGAGGCAAAAAAUGGUUGUAUGCACAUGCUUACUAUACAGAGGAUGAGUUCUGGACCAUCUACGACAAGCAUGGAUAUGAUGCACUACGAGGCAAGUACCAUGCUCAGCAUCUUCCCACUUUGUAUGACAAGGUGCGAGUGCGCCCUGAAGAUUUGCCCGGGGCGCACCGAGGAGAAUUUGAAAGCGGCUGGAAAGGGAUGGUCAAGCGUGCCCUGUGGGAUGUCUGGCCAUUCAGUGGAUUGUAUGGAGUCUACAAGGCCUGGAUGGGUGGCGAUUAUCUCUUGAAAAAGGAGCACCAUAAGCAGAAGUCUGAUUGA